Lottia gigantea (owl limpet) is the source of this 495-nucleotide messenger RNA. RefSeq lists its product as hypothetical. The coding region runs from base 1 to 495 and encodes 164 amino acids. The record is from RefSeq and is a predicted model, not a curated record. The transcript has a single exon. Lineage: Eukaryota; Metazoa; Mollusca; Gastropoda; Lottiidae.
AUGGAAGAUAUGGCGACAGGAACCAAGAGUGAAGAGAAGAUCUGUGACAGAUCGAAUGCCAGUGCUGAAAAGUCCCUUCGGAUUGAUCAGAAUGGUUUCUUCGCCAUGGCUUUUUGUCUACGUAAACAGGAAGUGUUUUUGGUGUCGAGGAUUGCUUACUCUAAUGAUGGACCUGCUACACAAGUUGAUGUAAUCCUAAACAACGACAUCCUGGGAUCGUUCCGAACACACACUGGAUCAAAUUUCGGUCAUCUGUGGAACGAAUUUCACCUCACUGGUGCUAUUGGUAUGCCUUUUAUUUUGGAACCCGGGGGAUAUAAUUUUACCCUGUCUGUGGAAGUUGGUGGUGCUGUGGAAAUUGACUUUAUAGAAUUUGCUUUUUCACUGAGUUCUAACAAGGAAGAAGUUCUAUGUACUGACCAAGCUCUACCCCCUCGAGUAAUAGAAAACAAUAAUGAUGGACAACAGUUCACUGAUGAACAAACUCCUCAAUAA